AUGGCAACUCUACGACCCAUCCUUGUGAAGAGCUGGUACCUGGCCACUCUACCAUUUCGCAUCCUCGGCAUUUGCCUUUACUAUUCAAUCCCCUUCGCCCGUCCCUAUCCCGGUUGGACAUACCACCAAGCAAUUGGCCUGAAGCUAUUUGACCUAUGGUGGCGCUAUAGUCUCGCCACGGACUUUCACGCUCACAAAACCCUCUUUCCGGGGGACGAAAAAGAUCGUUUCAUCGUCAUGCAGCCAGCUCCCAGCACCAAAACCCGCAAUUACUACCGUGGCAUCCUCCUCACCAACCCAGCAAUUCGCCCACUUCCCAUCGGAGCCGUGUGGUACUCCACCGCACCCACAUCUCCAAAGGGUCCCUUCCCCGACGGAAUAGUCCUACACUUCCACGGAGGCGCCUACGUGAUGGGAGGCGCACGUCCCCCGGAGGGCGGAUGGGGUCCUGAUCAACUCAGCGGCAUUCUGAACAAGCCCGUGCUACAGGUGCAAUAUCGACUAGCCGGACCCACGCCCGCUGCCUCCACGCACACCUGCUUCCCAGCCGCCCUUCAAGACGCCAUCACGGCUUAUGCCUACGUCUUGGACGUCCUCCGCGUCUCGCCUCAGAAGCUCAUCAUCUCCGGAGACUCCGCCGGCGCCAGUCUAGCCCUCACAGUACUACGUUACCUCGCCACAGAAUCAAAAACAGAUGGCAACCACCACCUCCCUCUCCCUCUCCCCCGAGCAGCCUUCCUCUGGAGUCCCUGGCUAGAUCUCUCCCCAACGACAGCCGCCAAAAUCAACCAUCACCGUAACGCCCGCAGCGACUAUCUCACCGGUUCUCUAGCCGAAUGGGGCGCCAGUUGCUACGCCCCUAUUGAGGAAAACGCCCGAGAACAAGCCUGGUUGAGUCCCCUAGGCCGGGAAUUUCCUACCAUCUCUACGGGAAUCUUCGUGCAGACGGGUACAGCGGAGGUCAUGGUGGAUGAGAACCUGCAGAUCGUGGAGGAGAUGAAGAGCAUUGGCAAUACGGCGAAAGCGUGGGUGGUUGAGGGGGCGACGCAUAAUAUCUUCGCGGCGGGUCAGAUUCUGGGGAUGAUGGAUGAGGCGAGGGGGGCGAUGAGGAUGGCGGGGGGAGUUUGCUGA
This is a messenger RNA of Aspergillus sclerotioniger CBS 115572, 1131 nucleotides long. RefSeq names its product alpha/beta-hydrolase. The record is from RefSeq and is a predicted model, not a curated record. Gene Ontology annotation, molecular function: hydrolase activity. The transcript has a single exon. The coding region runs from base 1 to 1131 and encodes 376 amino acids. Lineage: Eukaryota; Fungi; Ascomycota; Eurotiomycetes; Eurotiales; Aspergillaceae.